This is a messenger RNA of Neodiprion fabricii, 778 nucleotides long. RefSeq names its product omega-conotoxin-like protein 1. The record is from RefSeq and is a predicted model, not a curated record. The transcript has 4 exons. The coding region runs from base 184 to 561 and encodes 125 amino acids. Lineage: Eukaryota; Metazoa; Arthropoda; Insecta; Hymenoptera; Diprionidae.
CACGACGAACCGACAGGUCGCCUUUGUGUUGGAGAAACCCGAGAGGCUAUAAGUAGGCUAAGACCGGCGGUCGAGAAGUCAGUGCGACUUAAUUUGUAACGAGAAGAACAUCGGGAGGUGAAAAAAUAAGGAGAAUAACUCAGCGCAGAAACUAUAAGAAAGAGAAGCGCGUAGUAACCAAGAAUGUCGAAGCUGCUUUUCUACGUCUGCGUCGUCGGUCUGCUCGUCGGAACCGUUAUAUCGGCGUCGACUGGCAAAAGACCGACAAGCGUUGCUGGGCCAACAUGCAAGAGUCACGGCGACCCGUGCCUUGUGGUGGAAGAAUGCUGUCCGAAUUUAUGGUGCAUGACUUACGCUGGGAAAUGCGUGAGCAAACAGAGCCCAGGUUGGAGGGAAGCGAAUUCGACAACACCAACAUCAACGAUGGAAAACGAGGGUCCGAAAAUGGACUCAUGCAACACGCAGAGCGAGUGCUGCGCAAAUACAAGGUGUAACAAGUACGCGCACAGGUGUCAAGUGAUCAUAACCGAAGCAGAUCUGACAAAGAAGAAACAAAAUUAAUCGUUCAACGUUGUACGUGAAUAAUAACGACUUUCACGAUUCGUUAUGCGUGCUUGUACAAUCAUUCUUCACAAGUACACGAACGUUGAUACAAUGCGACGGGAACGAAUUAUGCAUUCGAAUAAACAUGUGUAGCAUGUAUAUUAUUACCUACUUUUAUGCUUUGUACCAGCUUUAUUGUAUCAUGCGUCUAACGAAUAAAAUUUAUGAUAAAUAA